Messenger RNA from Miscanthus lutarioriparius, 1875 nucleotides. The record is from the annotation of a GenBank genome assembly. Lineage: Eukaryota; Viridiplantae; Streptophyta; Magnoliopsida; Poales; Poaceae.
AUGGAAAGCUUCUACUUCAAGCUGUCCUUGCUCGGCAUUCUUAUUCCUUGUGUUCUCCUUGCUACUUCAAUAAUUGCCGAGGAGUUGACAACGACCGGCGAUGACGAGCUUCGCACGUUCAUCGUCCACGUACAGCCGCAGGAGGAGCACGUGCUCGCCACGCCAGACGACCGGACGGCGUGGUACAGGUCGUUCCUCCCGGAGGACGAUCGGCUUGUCCACGCCUACCACCACGUCGCCAGCGGCUUUGCCGCCCGGCUCACGCAGCGGGAGCUCGACGUGCUGUCCCGCACGCCAGGCUUCCUCGCGGCGCAGCCGAACGUGGCUUAUCAGCUGCUGACGACGCACACGCCUCGGUUCCUCGGGCUGGACGUGCCACAGGAGGGCGUGAGCGCCAUAAACCACACUGCUUCUGGGUUUGGGGACGGCGUGAUCGACAGCGGUGUCUUUCCUUACCACCCAUCGUACAGCGGCGACGGCAUGCCGCCGCCGCCGGCAAAGUGGAAGGGGCGCUGCGACUUCAACGGCUCGGCGUGCAACAACAAGCUCAUAGGCGCGCGGUCUUUCGAGUCCGACCCCUCACCGCUCGACAACAACGGCCACGGCACGCACACGUCGAGCAUCGCGGCGGGGGCGGUCGUUCACGGAGCCCAGGUCCUCGGCCAGGGCCGCGGCACCGCUUCAGGGAUAGCUCCCCGCGCUCACGUUGCUAUGUACAAGGUGUGCGGUGACGAGUGCACCGAGGCUGACAUGCUUGCCGGCAUCGACGCGGCUGUGGGCGAUGGCUGUGACAUCCUCACCAUAUCCCUCGCCAUCAGGGCGGCCAUGCCGUACUAUCAAAACAGCCUCGCCAUUGGCACGUUUGGCGCCGUUGAGAAGGGUGUCUUCGUCAGCAUUGGAGCCGGCAACAACGGUCCAAAUGCCAGCACGAUGUCCAACGACGCGCCGUGGAUGCUCACCGUCGCGGCGAGCACCGUGGACCGUUUGAUCGGUGCCCAGGUGCGUCUCGGCAACGGCCUCUCGUUUGACGGAGAGUCGGUGUACCAGCCAGAAAUCUCGGCGGCCGUCUUCUCCCCGUUGGUCUACGCGGGAGCCAGCUCGAUAGCCGACGCGCAGUUCUGCGGCAACGGCUCAUUGAACGGCUUCGACGUCAAGGGCAAGAUCGUGCUCUGUGACGAAGGCAAUGGCGUCCGGAGGGUUGACAAAGGUGCCGAGGUGAAACGAGCAGGAGGCAUCGGCAUGAUCAUGACCAAUGUGUUCACCGAAGGUUACAACACACUCGCCGACGCCCACGUCCUCCCGGCUUCGCAUGUAAGCUACGCUGCAGGAGUCGCCAUCAAGAAGUACAUCAACUCCACGGCGAACCCGACGGCGCAGAUCUUCUUUCGGGGCACGGUUCUCGGCACGUCGCCGGCCCCAGCUAUGGCUUUCUUCUCCUCACGCGGGCCCAGCCUCUACAAUCCCGGCAUUUUGAAACCAGACAUCACGGGCCCCGGCGUGAGCAUACUUGCAGCAUGGCCGUUCCAGGUCGGCCCUCCGUCGUCGUCUCCGCUGAAUCCCGGACCGACCUUCAACUUUGCAUCUGGGACGUCCAUGUCAACUCCGCACCUCGGUGGCGUCGCGGCGCUGAUCAAGAGCAAGCACCCGGACUGGUCACCGGCGGCGAUCAGGUCUGCUAUCGUGACAACCGCCGAAACCCAUCGACCGCUCCGGGAACCCGAUACUAAACGAGCAACAUCUCCCGGGCGACUUCUACUCAACGGGCCUGGUCUACGACAUCGCCCCCGCCGACUACGUCGGCUUUCUCUACAGUGUCUACGCGAGCCGAGACGUGGAAUUCCACGGCUGGCCCGGUGGUGGUUAGACGCACGGUGA